Molecule: messenger RNA, 1560 nt
Organism: Yarrowia lipolytica CLIB122
Lineage: Eukaryota; Fungi; Ascomycota; Dipodascomycetes; Dipodascales
Biological process (GO): positive regulation of proteasomal ubiquitin-dependent protein catabolic process; ubiquitin-dependent protein catabolic process; protein polyubiquitination
Cellular component (GO): cytoplasm; ubiquitin ligase complex
Molecular function (GO): ubiquitin conjugating enzyme binding; ubiquitin protein ligase activity; zinc ion binding
Source: RefSeq, a predicted model, not a curated record
AUGACAGACACAGACGAGUCGUCGCAAUUCGACGAAGAGUCUUACCCCUCGGACGGGUCUCUGGACUACGACAGCGAGGACCAGGACAUGGAAGACUCGCAGUUUUGGGAAGAAGAUGAGGAAAUGGAGCCCUCAAGCGACAACUUUGGCGCCAUGUCUCACAGCGAGGCCAUCCAAGUCGACCACACGGCUCUGGCUGCCAGCAGUCAACGGGUGCUGGAACCCGAAGAUCUCCUCAAGGGCCAGGCAGCCGACGUGGCACGUGUUUCGGAACUCACGGCUCUGGAACCGUGGCGAGCAGAGCUGCUGCUAUGGAAAGAUGACUGGAAGGUGGACCAUGUGAUCACAAAGUACCUGGAGCAAGGCGAAAAGGUGCUGCGAGAAGCUGGCAUGUUAAGUGACGAUCCUGUGGAGUUUGUCAUUUCUAAGCCUAGGCCCGAUUUCAUGUGCUUUCUGUGCUGCGACGAAGACAAGGCUACGUCAUUCAAGCUGGCUUGUGGUCACGAAUGUUGCACUGAAUGCUACUCUCAUUACCUGCGUGGAAAGAUUCAGGAAAACGGCUCGCUGGAUAUCACCUGUCCCAUGAACUGCAAAGAGAUUGUACCCAAGCCUGCCGUCAUGCUUCUGACUGACAAAAAGCUGCAAGCCAAGUAUCAAUCCACUCUGUGCACCCGGUAUGUUCGUGCCCACAAUGACAUGAAAUGGUGUCCCGCGCCAGACUGUGGCAAGGCCGUCAAGGCCAACAUCUCCGUCACAGAUGAAUCCGUCAUCCCCAUUGCAGAGUGCAACUGUCACCAACAAUUUUGUCUUGCCUGCAAUAUUGACGAAGACCAUCUACCAUGUCCUUGUAAGGUUGCAGCUCGAUGGCUCGAAAAGCUGCGGGAUGAGUCUGAAACCAUGACGUGGAUGUCUGUCAACACAAAGCCCUGUCCCAAGUGCACUAAUCCCAUUGAGAAGAAUGGAGGAUGCAACCACAUCAACUGUACUCAGUGUGGCAACCACUUUUGCUGGGUGUGUUUAGGAGACUGGGCCAAACAUGGCUCCUCAAACUAUCAGUGCAACAUGUACUCUCCCGAGCAGGCCGAGGAGGAUCAGAAGAGCGUCAAUGCUAAGCGAGAACAGCUUGACAGAUAUAUGUUCUUUUACACGCGGUACAACAAUCAUCGAGACAGUGCCAAGCUGGACGAAAAGACGUACAAGAACAUUACUAAGACAAUGGAGACGCUGCAGAAGGAAGGCAAAAUGACAUGGCUGGAGUCGCGGUUCCUGCCAUCGUCGUUCGAGAUUCUCAGACAGUCUCGGCAGACGUUGCUGUGGACCUAUGCGUUUGCAUUUUUCUUGGACGCCCAGCCGGAGCGGGAAAUCUUCCUCAAGAACCAGGAGGAUCUUGAGCUGCACACCGAGGGGCUGUCAGAGCUGUUUGAGUACAAGUGGGACAGGAUUCCGGGAGCCAAGGUCAACUUUCUGGACAAGUGCUCGUACCUCAAGUCCCGACGUCAGAAGCUUGUCGAGCAUGUCAUGAAGGGUAUGGAGGAGCGCAACUGGAAGUUUUUGAACUGA